GUGGCAGUAGGAGUCAAACAAAAGUAGAUCCAAUAAACAGGCUUUGGCUUUCCCUAGUUGUCCAUCCAACAAGAAGAUAUUCUGCACAACACGACAACAUAAGCAGACAUUGAAGUGGUCGGAGAUUGUUGGGAUUCAAUCUGAAACUGAGAAACCAAGAUGGUGACGAGAACAGAGGAAGAAGAGGUGAACAGAUUGGAGAACCAAGUAGAGAAUGGUGGAGGUGGUGUUUGGGAAUAUCUUUGUCUUGUUCAUAAACUCAAAAUUCGUCGAUCUGAUAUGGUAUUGAAGCAUGGGUUAUCCAUUCUUAAUGAUUCCAAAAAAAGAUCUGCUCUUGGCCAUCAAGAAUGGACUCUAUAUGAGCAGGUAGCUGUUGCAGCUAUGGAUUGUCAAUCUAUUGAUGUAGCUAAGGACUGCAUAAAGGUUUUGCAAAAGAAGUUUCCUGGGAGCAAAAGGGUUGGCAGGCUAGAAGCUAUGUUGCUAGAGGCCAGGGGAUUAUGGUCAGAGGCAGAAAGUGCUUACUCAAGCCUUUUGGAGGAAAAUCCAUUUGAUCAGGUUGUACAUAAGAGGAGGGCAGCCAUGGCAAAGGCGCAAGGCAAUACGUCAGCAGCAAUUGACUGGCUUAACAAGUAUCUUGACUUAUUCAUGGCUGAUCAUGAAGCUUGGAGAGAGCUUGCUGAAAUAUAUGUUUCCUUGCAAAUGUACAAGCAAGCAGCUUUUUGCUAUGAGGAGCUGAUCUUAUCUCAACCGACAGUUCCUUUAUAUCACCUAGCCUACGCUGAUGUGCUCUAUACACUUGGUGGACUAGAAAAUCUUCAGACGGCAAAGAAAUAUUAUGCAUCUACCAUAGACUUAACUGGUGGCAAGAGUACCAGAGCACUUUUUGGCGUAUGUUUGUGUACGUCUGCCAUCGGGCAGCUGACUAAAGGACGAAACAAGGAGGACAAGGAGAGCUCGGAGCUACAAUCUCUGUCCGCAAUGGCAUUGGAAAAAGACUAUAAGCAGAGAGCUCCCAGCAAGCUCUCCGUGCUUAGUUCAGCAUUGAGAAGCUUGAAAAUCUAACCUAAUCACGUUAGCAUAUAGUUAGCAGCACCACACUGUUCGCAGCGUGCCCUUCAAGAUUCCAAGUCUGUCAAUCUGCUUACCUUUUUGCAGAUAUUUUUUUUUUUUUUUUGUUCUCAUUCUUCUACUCUUUGCAUUAUUUUACUUACUUGUUGAAGUGCUGUUUCACUUGUUAAGUAGGGGAAGCAAAUGACGUUAGCAAGAUUAUUAUUGUUAGACAAUUUUGGGGAAGUUUAAUGCUGAAUAGAAUACUUGAACUAAA
This is a messenger RNA of Lycium ferocissimum, 1324 nucleotides long. RefSeq lists its product as uncharacterized. Gene Ontology annotation, cellular component: EMC complex. Lineage: Eukaryota; Viridiplantae; Streptophyta; Magnoliopsida; Solanales; Solanaceae. The transcript has 9 exons. The record is from RefSeq and is a predicted model, not a curated record. Gene Ontology annotation, molecular function: protein binding. Gene Ontology annotation, biological process: protein folding in endoplasmic reticulum. The coding region runs from base 160 to 1062 and encodes 300 amino acids.